Molecule: messenger RNA, 1385 nt
Organism: Saccostrea cuccullata (small rock oyster)
Lineage: Eukaryota; Metazoa; Mollusca; Bivalvia; Ostreida; Ostreidae
Exons: 11
Coding region: 104-1147 (347 amino acids)
Molecular function (GO): riboflavin reductase (NADPH) activity; FMN binding
Source: RefSeq, a predicted model, not a curated record
UUCAUCGGGAUCGAGAUACUCCUCGGGGAAGAAUUAUGCAACAGUUCAAUUUACUUGCCUACUUCACGCAGCUAUUUACAAUCUUUUAUCCACUGAUAGAAAAAUGAAACAUAUAAGACUAUUAUCAAGUCUUGGGAGGAGUUUGGGAUUGACAGACCAAGGAAUAUUGAGAGGUUGGACAGAGAGGUGCUGCAGAUGUGGAGUUUCCAGAGGUGUAUCCUCAGUAUCCUCAAAGAUCAAUUCAUCAGAAGACCAGCAUGCAGCAGAAAACUACAAGAAGAUAAUGGGAAAAGUCCCUCAGUGUGUGGUGGUUGUGACUUCAGGAGAGUAUGACAUACUGAGAGAUCGCUGGUCAAAGAGAGGAAUGACUUGUACAUCAUUUACCAAUGUCUCCUACCACCCUCCAAUUGUGUCCUUCUGUAUCAACAAUCCAAGUCACAUGCAUGAGUUGCUGCUAAGAACUCAAAAAUUUGCCAUCCAUGUGCUAAAGCAAAAUCAGGUAAAAUAUGGAGUAGACUUUGCAAAACAUGUUGAAACAGAAGAUUGUCAGUUCAAAGAAAUUCCACAUGCCCAGACAAAUGAUGGUGUCCCUAUAAUUUCUGACUGUGCUGCAGUGAUGGAGUGUCGUGCCCAUUCAGUACACACUGUAGGGGACCACCAUGUGUGGUAUGGGGGCGUGGUCAAUGCCGAAAUUAACGAGUCAGAGGACAACCCUCUCCUGUAUUAUAUAAGAUCCUUUAGAUCUGUAGGAGAUGAAAUAUUUAUCCAAGCAUUUGAGGAUGCCACCUUGCCAUAUGAGGAUUGGACUCAUGAGGCACAUUUGAGGAUGGCCUGGAAUUACAUCACAGAAUAUGGCAAAGAGGCAGCCACUCCACACAUAAGACAAGGAAUUCAGCAUUUUAAUGAACAAAACAAAGAAAAGGUUAAGUUUGGAUACCACGAAACAAUAACCAUGUUCUACAUUGCGGAGGUAGCGCAUGCCAUCAAGCAGUCCCCUGGAGUAAACUCUUUUGAGGAGUUUGUAGAAAGAAACCCUUACCUCUUUGACAAGACAGUUAUAGCACAGUACUACUCCCAUAAACAUCUGUACUCUGACACAGCCAGACAUCAGUUUGUACAGCCAGAUCUGAAAGCACUUCCAAGUUGAUGUCGUGCCUUAUUAGUGACAUACUAUCUUGUAUCUAUGUUAGAUCAGUGUAUUCCUUGAGUUGAGAUUAAUUUAUUGUGUAAAAGUUUAAAACUUUUUUUAUUUUUUUAAACAGUGAUUAACAUUUUCUUUUCUUUUUACGAUUGCGCCAGUUAAAGGACUGUAUUUUUUUGUUAGUAUAACUGCAUCAAAUUUCAGAAUUUGCUUAGAAUUUUUGUAUAAUAAUUUUUUAGCUCAC